CCAUUGUCAAAGUCAGAAAUGGACCUCGAUGAAGUCCUCGACACCAUACACCUCUCGGAGCAGUGGGGUCACGUCAUCACCACCGAAGAGGGCCUCAUCCUCCACAACUCCCUCCUCAUCCUCCAGAACGAGAACCACUUCCGCCGCAUCUUCUUCUGGGGCCGAAUCCGCGGCACCGACAACGACUACUACAUAGCCUUCGGCUACCGAACGGACGCCCUCCUCGACCGAACCUUCUACUACAGCACGAACUGCCUCAACUGGGGACUACUCCCCCUCCCCACCGAAUACGCCAAGAAACUCACCCCUCUAUGCACAGCCAUGUUUCAAGGCGACCCCGCUCUAGUUCUAGACGUGCUGCUCGAAAAGGACGAAAUCUCCUUCGGCGACCCGCUGCCCGAGCCCCAGGUGAAAAAACUCAAAGAGGAGGAUCGCUUAUCAGCGACGGUGUUUUUUAUCAAUGAGGAGGCGGCGGUGGUGCCCAGAGGGGCGCUGUAUAAGCGGGCGGACGGGGUGAUAGUGCACAAUUUGGCGUUCGAGGGGUUGACUCCAGUGGAGGCGCGGGAGACGAUCUGUUUUUUGCAUUAUAGGGUGCCCAAGCAGAAAUGGAACACGAAUUUGUUGACGAGGGAUGAUUAUAAUGUAGCGAUAGAUUUUCUGGAUUCGGUAGAUGUGGAUAUUCCCGAGGGGUGCUGGACGGUUAAUAUGACGGCGAGCGAAGAGGUGGUGGUGCUCAAGACGCUGUACUGGCCGGGGAUGUUUUUUUACCAUUGGGUGAAGACGCCCAAACACGGGUUUCUUUAUUUCGGGACGGGGGUGAAGUGUCUGGAUGUGCCGUUCUUCCUCAACGGAUUGUAUCCAGUGGUUGAGGACUUCUUCCACCCGAAGUGAAUUAUUUUUACGG
Zophobas morio is the source of this 904-nucleotide messenger RNA. It is a transcript of the gene Rsph9, whose product is annotated as radial spoke head protein 9 homolog. The record is from RefSeq and is a predicted model, not a curated record. Lineage: Eukaryota; Metazoa; Arthropoda; Insecta; Coleoptera; Tenebrionidae. Gene Ontology annotation, biological process: axoneme assembly; cilium movement involved in cell motility; motile cilium assembly. Gene Ontology annotation, cellular component: radial spoke; axoneme. The transcript has a single exon. Bases 19 to 891 code for a protein of 290 amino acids.